UACGACUAGGUAGAAAGAGGAUGUUCUUACCUGAUAUCUUCGAAUGAUAUUAGUCACGUAGCCAUGAAUAUACUGGAUUCGAAUAGAUGUCGAACGGUUUUUAUCUUCCUAUUGUCUGGAAUCCGUGCCCUCACCUUGCAGUCGUUCUUCGAUAAGGAGUCAAGUGUUACCCUCUAGGAAGAUAAAUGGUCCCUUUGGAGAACAGGAGUAAGAGAGUUUCGCUUCUCGUCGGAUGUGGCCGAAACCUAGGUACCUAGGUAGGUACCGUAUUUAGAUAAACGUGCAAUCUUGUAUUACCGAUCCUUUUCCCGUGUAUAAGGUUGUUGUAAGAGAGCGUCUUGAAUUCCCUAGUGUCCUCUCUUACUUUUUCCGCGACAAGUCUAUCUUGAUCGACCUGCUCUAGCUAUUGUAUACAACCAGUCAACCAGUCAACAAGACAACUAGGUAGCUUUUCGCAUAUUUGUCUCAACCGAAAGAAGCAAUGGAGGAAGCAGCUGUGAAGAGCGAUGGCUUAUAUAUCCCGCUUAUUGACUUCUCCCAAUUCCUGAACGGCAAUCCGGAACAGAGGAAGCAGACUGCCGAUGCCAUCCUCCGCGGUUUCCAAACGUCCGGGUUCGUAUACCUAAAGGGUCUGCCCGUUAUAUCCGAGUAUCGGAAGCAUGUGUUCGAGACGUCGGCCAAGUACUUCAGGCUUCCUCUCGAGACCAAAAUGUCUCACUGCUGGACUACGCCCGAGGCCAACCGGGGCUACUCGGCGCCGGGCAGAGAAAAGAACACAGUUCUGACGGACAUCGAUGCUAUUAAAAAGCUGAGGGAUUCUGCACCUGAUCUGAAGGAGAGCCUCGAAAUCGGCCGCGAAAACGAACCUGGUUGCCCAAACCACUGGCCUAAUGAAGAGGGCGAGCUGGUGGGUUUCAAGGAGACAAUGCUCGGAUUCCACGACAAGUGUAAGGAACUGCAUGUAGAGGUUAUGCGCGCCAUCGCCGUCGGUCUGGGUAUCGAAGAGUCAUGGUUCGACAAGUAUACUGAUGUCGGAGAUAACACAUUGAGACUCCUUCACUACCCCGAAGUCAAGAGGGAGGUGUUCAAGAUCAACCCAGGCCAAGUUCGGACCGGCGCGCAUAGCGACUACGGCUCCAUCACCUUGCUGUUCCAGGAUUCCCAGGGCGGUUUGCAGGUACAGAGUCCGACGGGUGUGUUUGUUGAUGCAGCGCCGAUUGAGGACACCUGCGUGGUGAACGCCGGGGAUUUGCUCGCGAGGUGGAGUAACGAUAACAUCAAGAGCACCAUUCACCGGGUUGUAGAGCCCCCAUCCCGCGAAGACGAUGUUUAUCCUGCUAGAUAUAGUAUAGCAUACUUCUGCAACCCCAACUUCAAGGACUACAUCGAAGCUAUUCCUAACACUUAUGCUACCGAACAGGACAAGAAAUAUGAGGGUGUCAAUAGCGGCGACUAUCUCAUCCAGAGGUUGACGGCUACUUAUUAGUUGGAAGAACUAAAUCGAAAGUUUCAAAGGCUAUAUUUCGUGGAGUUGCGUGCUUUGCGUUAGUUAGGAUGAAAUAAAAAUCUCUAUCUGGUGAUCGUCAGGACAGGAUGUCGUGGCCAUCGGAUAUUGGGUCGUACCCUAACCUUAGGGCCAUCUCUUCAUUUGACAAUGGGUCCUAUCCAUAGUUUGAUCCUAUCUAAAGUCGUCGAAUUGGAUGAACCGAUGUUUAAUUUUGAGGGUUGUGGAUUGUGUUGUUGUAUUG
Messenger RNA from Daldinia caldariorum, 1748 nucleotides. RefSeq names its product Clavaminate synthase-like protein. The coding region runs from base 482 to 1486 and encodes 334 amino acids. The record is from RefSeq and is a predicted model, not a curated record. Lineage: Eukaryota; Fungi; Ascomycota; Sordariomycetes; Xylariales; Hypoxylaceae. Gene Ontology annotation, molecular function: dioxygenase activity. The transcript has 3 exons.